AUGGACGGGGCAAAGGCUGAAGAGGUGGAGCAGGAGCGCGCGGCGUUCCUCAAAAUAUGCAGGGCAUUCCAGGGAUACGCGGCCGACGCGGCGGAGGAGGUGCACCGGUGGGAGCGCAUGUUCGAGCGCCUACCGCCGGCGCACCAAUCGCUGCUCGCGCAUCAUCGCGACAAACACGUCGAGGCGUAUCGGUGCGUGGGCAGAAACGACAAGUUCCUCUCUGAUAUGCUCGCCACCUACAUGGGCGAUGACGUCCCACCGCACCUGCGCGUGCCCCCUGCCGAGAAAACGGACGGCGUGACCAGGGCUUUGCACCGCGUCGCGCCCGUGGACGUCGAGAAGGUGCGGUACGUGCUCAAGAAUCUCGCGCGGGAUUGGUCGGCGGAGGCGGCGGGGGAGCGCGAGCAGUCGCACGGGCCGAUCAUCCGCGAGCUCACCGCAAGGCAUCCACCGCCCGGGCCCGACCGCGACGUGUAUCCGCCGCGCGUCUUGGUUCCCGGCGCGGGGCUCGGCAGGCUCGUCAUGGAGAUCGCGAGGCGAGGGUACCAAGCCGAGGGCAACGAGUUCAGCUACUACAUGCUGCUCACGAGCUCCUACAUCCUCAACCAUGCGUCUCGAGCGAACGAGUGGAUCAUCCACCCGUGGGUCCACUCGAACUGCAACCACCAAAGCGACGCCGAUCAACUCGCGGCGGUUCACAUCCCGGACGUCCCCGCGUGCCACGCCAUCGUCGACGGCGCGGCAGUCGGAGGGUCCAUGUCCAUGUGCGCCGGAGACUUUGUCGAGUGCUACGGGGACGAUCAAAACGUCGGAGCCUGGGACGCCGUGUGCACGUGUUUCUUCAUAGACACCGCGCACAACGUGGUGGAGUACCUGCAGACGAUCGCGUCGUGUCUCCGUCCGGGCGGUACGUGGAUCAACUUCGGCCCGCUGCUGUACCACUGGGCGGAGGGCGCCGGUUACGUGGGCGACGGGGAGGAGCUCUCGGUGGAGAUGAGUCUGGACGACGUGUGCGUUGUCGCGGAGAGCGUCGGGCUGCGGAUCGAGACGAGGGAGAUGGCUGAGGCGCGGUACACGUCGGACGCGCGGUCGAUGCUGCAGACGGUGUACAACUGCGCGCUGCUGGUGGCGGUGAAGGUUGGGGACGAGGGGAAAGGGGAAGGCGAGAGCAAGGCGAAAGCGUCUCCGUAG
Molecule: messenger RNA, 1191 nt
Organism: Micromonas commoda
Lineage: Eukaryota; Viridiplantae; Chlorophyta; Mamiellophyceae; Mamiellales; Mamiellaceae
Exons: 1
Coding region: 1-1191 (396 amino acids)
Molecular function (GO): S-adenosylmethionine-dependent methyltransferase activity
Source: RefSeq, a predicted model, not a curated record